UUGUUGGCAGUUCAGGCUUUUGGCAGGAGACCAGAGAGACUCUAAGCACCGCAGAGGUAGCGGACAGCCACGCCGGCGGUCUGUUAACCAGGCUAGUUAGACGGUGUUUUAGACCUCCCCACCUAGUCAAUCUCCCACCGUGAAAAACGUACCGGGGAGCCUAGCUGAGGCGGGCGGAAAAGAGCUUCAGCGGCCCCGUAGAAAAUCCGCCCCAACCGCGAUAGACUGGAUACCACAGGCUUUUGGUUGGAGACCGGACAGACUCUUAGCACCGCAGAGAGGCAUAACGAAGAGCCACGCCGGUCUGUUUACCAGGCUAGCGCACCUGUCAGAGCUAGCCUGGUCACCAUUCUCUACGUACAUACGAACAGGCUUUAGAGUGUUAAAUUUCGGCCCCAGUUUGUAGACACUGGCCAGGGAUUUGGCAGGAGAUUGGAGAGACUGUUAGCACCGCAGAGGUAACGGAGAGCCACGCCGACCUGUUAACCAGGCCAGCCCACCUGUGAGGCUAGCCACACCGUCUGGUGAACCUACCUCCCCCCUCCCAUGGCGACGACCACGGCGGCGGACCUGUUGGACCAGGCGGCGGGUGGAGGCGCACCCACCGCCGAGACGGACGGAGACGCCUUCGCCUCCAAGCUAACGAGGGAAGCCGACAUCAUCAUCGGCGUGUAUCUCAUACUCAUAGGUACGGGGUCCACGCUGGGUAACGGGCGGGUGCUGUGGCUGUCCUACCGGAACUGGAAGAAGCUGCGGCCGGUGGAGCUGCUGGUGGCGAGCCUGGCGGUUACCGAUGUCGGCAUCUCGCUGUUCGGCUACCCGUUCGCCGCCACCUCCAGUCUGCUGGGCCGCUGGUCAUUCGGCACCGCAGGGUGCACCUGGUACGGCUUCACAGGGUUUUUCUUCGGCAUCACCAGUAUCGCCACCAUGGCGCUCAUGAGCCUUCUGCGCUUCAUGAUUGUCUACAAGGGAUAUCCGGGUUCGUACCCGUCCCGUCGGAAAACCGGCAUCAUUGUCGCCGCGGGCUGGCUGUACGGGCUGUUCUGGGCAUGUCUACCGCUGGCAGGCUGGAGCCAGUACCACGUGGAGCCGUUCGGCCUGUCCUGCACGGUGGACUGGGGCAGCUUCAGCCGGGACGCCAACGGGAUGUCCUUCAUCCUCUGCAUGAUCAUCUUCUGCACGGCCGUCCCUGUCGCCGCCAUGGUGGCGUCCUACGCCGCCAUCUUCUACAUCUACAGGAGGGCCAAGAAGGGCGUGGACAGACAUCUGAAGAACAACGCCGUCAUGAGCCAGAAACGGAGAGAGGUGGAGAGAUCGAUCACGCUGAUGGCGCUGGCUGUGUGUGGCGGAUUCCUGUUCGCCUGGAUGCCCUAUGCUGUGGUCGGGAUGUGGUCAGCCGUCGCUGGGGCAGAUGCAGUACCAAUCGCUCUCGCUAGUGCGGCGCCCCUGUUCGCCAAGAGCAGCAGUCUGUGGAACCCGAUCAUCUACUUGGGAAUGAGCGAUCGCUUCAGGUUGAACAUGUGUGGCUGCUUCGUCACGCCGACUCAGUCCCAGACGGCGGUGCACGCGCAUCCGCAGCAGCCCGGAGCCCCCCUCCCCCUCAGUCCCCGGGGCCCGCUGGUGAGUAACCUCCCCACGGCGGUGGGACCUCUGCCGGGCGGACUCCAGGCAACCAACAUCCAGUAGACGUCACGAAACAUCCGGGUUCUACCCCCGAAAGGUCAUAGAACAUCGGGGUUCUAUUCCGGAAAGGUCAUAGAACAUUUGGGUUCUAACCCCGGAAGGUCAUAGAACAUUAGAGUCCUACCCUAUAAAGGUCAUGGAACAUUCGGGUUCUAUUUCGAAAGGUCUUGGAACAUCCGGGUUCUA
Molecule: messenger RNA, 1869 nt
Organism: Branchiostoma belcheri (Belcher's lancelet)
Lineage: Eukaryota; Metazoa; Chordata; Leptocardii; Amphioxiformes; Branchiostomatidae
Product: opsin-5-like
Exons: 8
Coding region: 547-1686 (379 amino acids)
Biological process (GO): visual perception; G protein-coupled receptor signaling pathway
Cellular component (GO): membrane
Molecular function (GO): G protein-coupled receptor activity
Source: RefSeq, a predicted model, not a curated record